Colletotrichum navitas is the source of this 1280-nucleotide messenger RNA. RefSeq lists its product as uncharacterized. The transcript is spliced from 2 exons. Bases 121 to 1092 code for a protein of 323 amino acids. Gene Ontology annotation, biological process: mycotoxin biosynthetic process. NCBI's taxonomy places the organism in Eukaryota, Fungi, Ascomycota, Sordariomycetes, Glomerellales, Glomerellaceae. The record is from RefSeq and is a predicted model, not a curated record.
CACGAGUAAUUGUCGAACAUCGUUCCUUGUUAUUGAUAAUUAAGCCCUCUUACACUUUCAGUCUGUUGUUAUCAUAGUCCAACACACUGCUGCCGUUUAUCAUCCAGUGCCCUGCUCACGAUGGCUUCUCUCGGUCGAGCAGAGAAACUUGGGCUGAGAUUGUCAGAUGAGUCGGAAGCAACUUUUGGGGAGACGCAAGAGUUUUUGCCAAGAGGAACCGAGAAUUCUCCGACGUCUUCUACUCGAUACCGACAUCGGAAAGGAUUUGGAUUCUUUUUUUGGGUAGCGACAUGCAUCAAUGCAAUACUAUUGCUGCUCUCUGCUAUUUGUGCCUUGUCUGCUAUCCAGUGGAAGAACACGAUUCAGAAAAAUCACGACAAUUCACUGCUGCGAUUGACCAGCUGGUACUCACCGGUUUUCGACCAGACCCAAAUAGACAUUGUCGAAAAGAGAGUUAAUGGCUCACUUUUGAACUUGGACAAUAGCAUAUUCAGGGCGCCACCAUCUCCAGAGGUCGACGCAGCUUGGGAGCGCAUCGGUAGCUUGAUGCCGCACGUGAUAAGUACGGAGGACGUUAUCAGACUCAGAAAAGACCCUUCAAAAACCGCAAGAUAUCCCGAAGAUUGGGGAUUAGGGCCUGAUGCCCACGUGGCUGAGCUGGAUAUUUUACACACGAUCCACUGUCUCAAUGCAAUACGACGAGACGUUCAUUGGCGCCAUUAUUUCGUUGACGAUUACCCGGACGGCAACUUACCAGAGCUUCAUCGCGUUCACACUGAUCACUGCAUUUACAUCGUAUUACAGAACCUGAUGUGUGGAGCAACUCCUGACCUCAUUACGCAGCCCUGGGUCGAUGGCCAGCUACAUCCCUUUCCCGACUUCAACAUCAACAAGAAGUGCAACGACUUCGAUUCAAUACUUGCAUGGCAUGAAGACACUAUGAUUACGGACUCGGCGCGAUUCGCUACGAUGCGCAUACCCUCGGGACAAACUCCCUUACCCAUGUCAGACGAGUUCCAUCGUAUGUUCGGAUUAGACUCUCAUAGCACAGGUGGCCAUGAUCAUGGAAAUCAUAAGCGGUUUGCGUAUUGACGGUAGCGUAUCGCGUAUUGACGGUACCGGAGGGGCUUGGAAUCUUCGUGUAUUACAGAAAAGAAUAUUGACAGGAAACUGUCUAUGAACCGUCCCUCACAGGACUCUGUAGGCUGUGAUAAGAAUGAUGCGAGAGUGCCAUGGUUUCAACUUUAAUGGUUCACACUAUGCUUCAAAGUACUAUCGGU